Oldenlandia corymbosa var. corymbosa is the source of this 2532-nucleotide messenger RNA. Lineage: Eukaryota; Viridiplantae; Streptophyta; Magnoliopsida; Gentianales; Rubiaceae. The record is from the annotation of a GenBank genome assembly.
AUGGAUGGGAAUUCGGCAAACGGGAUGCCGAUUUUGUACGGCGACUUGGAUUUACAUAUAAUUGAAGCCCGCAGGUUGCCCAACAUGGACUUAACUUCUCAGCGUCUCCGGGUCUGUUUCACCGCCUGCGUCCCUUCUAAGCCGCCGUCACAGGAGGAAGAACACCCCCACCAGGGCGGCGGCGGCACCCACGACCGGGAUUCUAAAGUUCACCACCACCACCCCAAUAUCAUCACCAGCGACCCCUACGUCACUGUCUCGGUACCACAAGCCACUCUCGCCCGCACGCGCGUCGUGGCCAACUCUCAGAACCCCAAGUGGGACGAAAGGUUUAAUCUCCCCAUAGCUCAUCCUUUGGAUUUUCUGGAGUUUCGGGUCAAGGACAACGACGCUUUCGGGGCUCAAACUAUUGGGACGGUUAAGAUUCCUUAUGAUAAACUUGCGCCCGGCCUAUUGAUUUCCGAUUGGUUCGAUCUUGCCGGCCCGAAUGGGAAGCCGCCCAAGCCCGGCGCCGCCAUUCACUUGGAGAUGAAAUUCACUCCCGCUGAGGAAAGUCCGCUUUAUAAACAUGGUAUUGCUGGUGACCCUGCACAUAAAGGGGUGAGGGGGACUUAUUUUCCACUGAGGAAAGGCCAUUCUCUGACCCUUUAUCAAGAUGCACAUGUCACUGAUGAUUGUAAGUUGCCUAAAGUUAAACUGGAUGAUGGUAUGGUUUAUGAGCAACCUAAAUGUUGGGAGGAUAUAUGCUAUGCUAUAUCUGAAGCUCAUCACAUGAUUUACAUCGUGGGUUGGUCUGUUUUCCACAAGAUUAAGUUGAUUAGAGAACCCAGCAAGCCGUUGCCGCGAGGUGGGGAUUUGACUCUUGGAGAAUUGUUGAAGUAUAAGUCAGAAGAAGGGGUUCGGGUUUUGUUGUUAGUUUGGGAUGAUAAGACCUCGCAGAGAAAUUUCUUCUUUAAGACGGCAGGGGUGAUGCAAACUCACGAUGAAGAGACUCGAAAGUUUUUCAAGCACUCCUCCGUGAUUUGUGUUCUGUCACCACGUUAUGCCAGCGAUACGCAGGCGCAUGGUAACAAUCGAAAGGUUACAGCAUUUCUCGGUGGUCUUGAUAUGUGUGAUGGUCGUUAUGACACACCACAGCAUCGGCUAUUUCAUGGGCUUGAUUCUGUAUUUAAGGAUGAUGUCCAUCAACCUACAUUUCCUCCAGGAACCAAGGCUCCUAGGCAACCAUGGCAUGAUUUGCAUUCCCGAAUAGACGGGCCUGCUGCAUACGAUGUCCUUAUAAACUUUGCUCAGCGAUGGAGAAAAGCAACUAGGUGGAGAGAGUUCAAAUUUCUGAAGAAAGGGAUGGCUCGCUGGCAUGAUGAUGCCAUGAUAAAAAUUGAACGAAUUUCAUGGAUACUCAGUCCAGCCAUUUCCAUUUCUAAGGAUGGAACUUUUAACGUUCCUGAAGAUGAUACGAAACUAUAUGUUUCUGAUGUUAAUCACCAAGAGACUUGGAAUGUACAGAUAUUUCGGUCCAUCGAUUCAGGAUCAGUGAAGGGCUUCCCCAAAUAUGUUGAUGCUGCUCAGGCACAGAGUCUGUUCUGCUCAAAGAAACUGGUGAUAGACAGAAGUAUUCUCAGAGCAUAUAUACAGGCAAUCAGAUCUGCUCAGCAUUUUAUUUAUAUUGAGAACCAAUAUUUCCUUGGUUCAUCGUAUGCUUGGCCGUCAUACAAAGAUGCAGGAGCUGAUCAUCAAAUCCCUAUGGAGUUGGCCAUGAAAAUUAUUAGCAAAAUCAGAGCCGGGGAGAGAUUUGCAGUUUAUGUUGUUGUACCGAUGUGGCCUGAGGGUGAUCCCAAAACACUUACCAUGCAAGAAAUUCUCUUCUGGCAGAGUCAGACAAUGCAGACGAUGUACCAGGUUAUUGCACAGGAGCUCAAAGCCAUGAAACUUGUUGACGCUCAUCCUCAAGACUAUUUAAAUUUUUAUUGCCUUGGGAAACGGGAGGAGAUUCCAGAUGCUCUUCGCGAGUCUGGUAAUGGGGAUAAGGCUUCAGAUUCUUGGAAAAAUCAGCGAUUCAUGAUAUAUGUUCAUGCAAAAGGAAUGAUAGUUGAUGAUGAGUAUGUAAUCCUAGGGUCUGCAAACAUAAACCAAAGAUCUAUGGCCGGCACCAAAGACACUGAGAUAGCUAUGGGUUCAUAUCAGCCCCACCACACCUGGGCCAAGAAACACGGACAUCCCCAUGGGCAGAUAUAUGGUUAUAGAAUGUCACUCUGGGCUGAGCAUCUGGGGCUGGAGAGAGAGGUGUUAGAUUUUGAGGAGCCACAGACAUUAGAAUGUGUGCAACGAGUUAAUAAGGUUGCGGAGGACAACUGGAUGAGAUACACUGCUGAGAAUUUCUCGCUGUUGCAGGGGCAUCUCCUGAAAUAUCCUAUAAAGGUGGAAGAUGAUGGCACAGUUGGUCCAUUGCCGGGAUUCGAGACUUUCCCUGAUGUUGGAGGCAAGAUUGUUGGAGCUCAUGCCACUACCCUUCCCGACAUUUUGACUACUUAA